Amphibalanus amphitrite is the source of this 516-nucleotide messenger RNA. Its product is annotated as lysophosphatidylcholine acyltransferase-like. The coding region runs from base 1 to 516 and encodes 171 amino acids. Gene Ontology annotation, molecular function: acyltransferase activity. The transcript has 5 exons. Lineage: Eukaryota; Metazoa; Arthropoda; Thecostraca; Balanomorpha; Balanidae. The record is from RefSeq and is a predicted model, not a curated record.
AUGGCAGCGGCGCUGAUGACCGUGUUCGUCCUGUCGUUCCGCAUCAUGGGCGUGUGCCUGUGCGUGCUCAUCGGCUGGAUGUUCGCCUGCAUCGGCCUCUACGGAAUGACCGAGGAGGAGCGCAACCAGCCGCUCAGAGGCUGGCGCAGGCGGCUGCGCGUGGUGCUGUUGCUCUGCACCCGCACCGUGUUUUUCUCGGCCGGCUUCCCGUGGGUGACGGUGCGCGGCCGGCGCGCCUCGGCGCGCGACGCGCCCAUCAUCGCCGUGGCGCCGCACUCGAGCUACUUUGACGUGCUGCCCGUGAUCGUCAUGGCGGCGCCCAGUGUGGUGGCCAAGAUCGAGACGUCGCGCGCCGCCAUGUUUGGCAAGCUGAUCGACUACACCCAGCCGGUGUACGUGUCGCGAGAAGACCCCAACUCGCGCCAGAACACCAUCCGCGAGAUCCAGCGGCGCGCUCACAGCAACGGCCAGUGGCCGCAGGCGGCCCGCAUUAAUGCUGACCGGGGGCCGUAUUAA